Messenger RNA from Oryzias latipes (Japanese medaka), 7036 nucleotides. RefSeq names its product GTPase activating protein and VPS9 domains 1 (gene gapvd1). The record is from RefSeq and is a predicted model, not a curated record. Gene Ontology annotation, cellular component: cytosol; endocytic vesicle. Gene Ontology annotation, molecular function: guanyl-nucleotide exchange factor activity; small GTPase binding. Lineage: Eukaryota; Metazoa; Chordata; Actinopteri; Beloniformes; Adrianichthyidae. Gene Ontology annotation, biological process: vesicle-mediated transport; regulation of GTPase activity.
GCAGGUCUCCUCGUGAUGACAGCAAAUGACAGCACUGUCCGCCUUAGCUGAAUCCAGUUGGAGACUGCUAACCGCCAACAAACAAUUCUUCUAACUCGAGACAUUUUAUGACCAUCUGUGUUUAGAGGUGCUGUGAACCUUCAGAACACGCUAGUUGGACUUGUUUUGCGUCCCUGUCUGCUUGUUUAAGCCGUUAAAGAUGGUGAAGCCAGACAUUCAUACUCUGGCCCACCACCUGAAGCAGGAGCGGCUAUAUGUGAUGUCUGAGAAGCAGCUGAUUCAGAGGCUCAACAAUGAUGUACUGAAGACGGCUGAGAGGCUGUACCGGGCCGCGUGGAUCGCCAAGCAGCAGAGGAUCAACCUCGACCGUCUCAUUCUCACCAGUGCGGAGGCCUCCCCGGCAGAGUGUUGCCAACAUGCCAAAAUGCUGGAAGAUACACAGUUCGUCGAUGGCUACAAGACCCUGGGUUUCCAGGAAACGAUCUAUGGGGAGUUCCUGGCCAGGUUGAGGGAGAAUCCCAGACUGGUUGCAUCCUGCCUGGUGGCAGGAGAGAGAUUGAACCAGGAGCCCACCCAAGGUGUCAUUCAUACAGUCUUUACAGCUCUUUAUGGCAACUGCAUCAUGCAGGAGGAUGAGAGCUACUUACUUCAGGUGCUAAGAUACCUGAUAGAGUUUGAGUUGAAGGAGAGUGACAACCCUCGGCGUUUGCUCCGGCGUGGAACCUGUGCCUUCAGCAUCCUGUUCAAGCUCUUUUCUGAGGGUCUUUACUCAGCCAAGCUCUUCCUCACCGCCACCCUUCAUGAACCUAUUAUGCAACUGCUGGUGGAGGAUGAGGACCACCUGGAGACUGACCCAUCCAAGGUGGUGGAGGGCCUCACUCCUGCCCAGCGGGAACGCUUUGGAGAGAAAGGAUCUGAAGGUUACAAGCAAAGGGUGCAGGCCGCCGUUGAAGCCAACGAAGCCAAACUGGUUGCUCUUGUGAACAAGUUUAUCGGUUACUUGAAGCAAAACACCUACUGCUUUCCUCACAGCCUGCGCUGGAUCGUGUCCCAAAUGUACAAGACUUUGUCAUGUGUGGAGAGCCUUGAAGUGGGUGAGGUGCGCACCAUGUGCACAGACCUGCUGUUGACCUGCUUCAUUUGCCCAGCUAUAGUCAACCCGGAGCAAUAUGGCAUUAUCUCAGAUGCACCCAUCAACGAGGUCGCCCGCUUUAAUCUGAUGCAGGUGGGUCAGCUUUUGCAGAAACUGGCCAUGGCUGAUGACGAUGCAGACCCAAGGAGGAAAAGCACCAUGUCUAAGUUUGAUAAGAGUUGUGUUGCUGCUUUUUUGGAUGUGGUGAUUGGAGGACGAGCGGUUGAGACUCCUCCCAUGUCUGCCAUGAAUCUUCUCGAAGGCCUGAGUAGGACCGCCGUCUACGUAACUCAUAAUCAACUACUUGCACUGGUGGACUUUGUUCGGGCUGUCAUAGGUGGGGACCACCUUCACGAAGAGGAGCAAAUGGCACUGGAGACCAUGCUGGCUAACGUACCCCAGUCUAGAGCCACAAAGAGCAACAGUCUGGAGCUAACUCCCUCCAACACACCUCAGCUUUCUCCAGCUACCACUCCUGCCAACAAGAAGAACAGACUACCUAUAGGACAACAUUUAGCAGCUAUAACAUCUUGGGACCCCACAGCCACCAAUCUGUGUGCUCACAUUCCAUUAGUAACCCCUUUUGCGAGUGCUCGAAGCCGCAGCCGUACCAACAUAGCCCAGGAGGGGGAGGCAGAGGCCAGCUCCCAAGAGUCUAUACAAGAGCUGAUGCCAGAGGAGGUGCUGGUAAUUUCUCUGGGCUCUGGCCCUCUGACUGUCCCUGGGAUGAUGUCAGAGAAUGAGGUUUUAAACAUGCAAAUGGCUUACGGGACCCAAGGAGAGGGUCAUGCUGAUGAAGCUAAGCAUCAUGGGAAACCAGAUAAAACCUUGCGAUUUUCUCUCUGCAGUGAUAACUUAGAGGGAAUCUCUGAAGGCCCUUCCAAUCGUUCCAAUUCUGUGUCAUCUUUGGACCCGGAAGUUGAGUCUAUUUCUGAUUCCGGAGCCGGACCGUCGGGGAGCAACGGUGUCGAGGCUCUGCAGCUUUUAGAGCACGAACAAGCGACCACCCAGGACAACCUGGAUGACAAACUACGCAAGUUCGAGAUCAGAGAUAUGAUGGGCCUGACAGACGACCGUGACAUCUCUGAGACGGUCAGUGAAACUUGGAGCACCGAUGUCCUGGGCAGUGACUUUGACCCAAACAUGGAUGAGGACCGACUGCAGGAAAUGCCAGCGGCAGAGAACAUGCUUGGCAGCCUGCUGUGUCUUCCUGGCUCAGGCUCAGUUCUGCUGGACCCUUAUGGAUCCACCAUCUCCGAGACCACGAGUGAAGCCUGGAGCGUGGAGGUCCUUCCCAGCGACUCAGAAGCUCCAGAUCUGAAGCAGGAAGAGCGUCUGCAGGAGCUGGAGAGCUGCUCUGGUGUUGGCAGUACCUCAGAUGACACUGAGGUCAGAGAAGUGAGUUCUAGACCCAGCACCCCAGGCCUCAGUGUUGUUUCAGGAAUCAGUGCAACCUCGGAAGAAAUCCCCAACAAGAUCGAGGAUCUGCGGUCAGAAUGCAGCUCCGAUUUCGGAGGGAAGGAUUCUGUGACGAGUCCAGAUGGGGAGGAGUCGAGUCACGGAGGCCAUCAUUUGACAUCUCCACCAUCACAGCCAGAUUCCUUACUUGCCAUGUUUGACCCCCUCUCCACUGGUGAAUGCUCCUCCACCGGCACAAUAGUUAGACCCAAAGUGCAUUAUGUGCGGCCUCCUCACCCUCCUCCUGAUCCUCCCAUCCCUGAAGCCAGUGCUGUGGCCCCAGAGAUUCGCCAUUCUCUUUUGAGUGAGCUGGAGCUCACCAAGCAGCGCCACUCUUUCCCUGACCGGCUGGUCCGCAGCCGCAGCUCCGACAUCGUGUGUCCGGGCCGCCGGCCCACCAGCGACCCCGGCCUCAACAGGCGAGUGGCAGUCGAAGAGCGAGAACCUGGCGGGGCUUUUGUCUCAUCGCCAAGCAAGGAUUCUCUGAAAGUAGAGGUAGAAGACAGGAAAGACAGUGACGAUGAGAAGUCUGAUCGCAACAGACCGUGGUGGAAGAAACGUUUCGUCUCCGCCAUUCCCAAAGUGCUGUAUUGGACGGCUGAGAGCGAUGCUCCAGCUCCCAUGGCAGCGUUUAGGAAAAGAGACAAACAGGAGAAGGAUGAUGUCCUACAAGACGAGCCACUGCCUAGACAGAGCACUCAACCCCAGGCAGCUGAAGACAUUCUGGACAAAUACAGGAAUAUUAAGAGGACAAGCCCCAGCGAUGGAACUGCGGCAGGAGCGUCCUAUGACGGCUCAGGAGAUAUUUGUGUCGAAGACAGCGACUGUCCCAGAGAAGACGCUCUGCAGAACAAUUCUGCCGAUGACCUCCUGGAUUCAGCUAGCCAGUCGGCACAACAACACGAUUCCAAGUUCUCUUUCAGUGAUGCAAAGAAAAAAUUGAGGUUGGCUUUAUGUUCGGCAGACUCUGUGGCUUUGCCUCUCCUGGCACCAGCAACCACACGCAACGGCCUGCCUGAUCACAUGGAUCCUGAAGAAAAUGAGAUCGUCUGCUUCCUGAAGAUCCAGCUCGCAGAAGCCAUCAACCUUCAGGACAAGAACCAGAUGGCUCAAAUCCAGGAGACCACUCGCUGUGUUAGCCGCUUUGACGCUCGCACCUGCAGGAAGCUGCUGGCUGCUAUUGCAGAAGAUUACAGGAAGCGGGCGCCCUACAUAGCUUACCUCACCAGAUGUCGUCAGGGCCUGCAGACCUCUCAGGCUCAUUUGGAGAGGCUCCUUCAGAGGGUUCUGAGAGACAAAGAGGUGGCUAAUCUCUACUUCACCACCGUCUGUGUCAGGCUUCUUCUUGAACACAUGGAGUCAAAGAUGCUCGACUUCAUCAAAGCGUUCCAGGGGUGCACAGCAGCUGAUGACAAGACGGCGGCAGUGGAGGAUUUUCUGCGCUAUUUGUACGGUGCCAUGGCCCGUGAUGCCAUUUGGCAAUAUGCGAGCGAGGACCAGCUGCAGGAUGCCCAGAUGGCUAUCGAGCGCAGCGUUAUGAACCGCAUCUUCAAACUGGCCUUCUACCCCAAUCAGGAUGGGGAUAUUCUCCGAGACCAGCUUUUCUACGAACACAUCCAGCGGCUCUCAAAGGUCGUCACAGCAAAUCACAGAGCCCUUCAAAUUCCAGAGGUUUACCUGAGGGAAGCUCCCUGGCCCUCUGCGCAGGCUGAGAUCAAGUCCAUCAAUGCGUAUAAGACUCCUCGAGACAAAGUGCAGUGCAUUCUGCGUAUGUGCUCCACCAUCAUGAACCUCCUGAGCCUGGCUAAUGAAGACUCUGUCCCAGGAGCAGAUGAUUUUGUUCCUGUGCUUGUUUUUGUGCUCAUUAGGGCAAACCCGCCCUGCCUGCUGUCCACCGUGCAGUACAUCAAUAAUUUCUACGCCAGCCGGCUGAGUGGGGAGGAGUGCUAUUGGUGGAUGCAGUUCACCGCAGCGGUGGAAUUCAUUAAGACCAUCGAUGAUCGCAAGUGAAGCAGAACAGCCACCUGUAUGGGCAGACUGCAGGAGAAGGAGCCGGGAGACUGGGAGACUUCCCAACCAACUGCUCCUUUUGCACAGCUUAAGAGGCCUGGCCCUCUGCCUGCUCUUUAUUUGUAUAGCUUGUACAUAGUCAGAGACGUGGAAAGAAAAGCAAAAUAUAUAUAACUGUAUGUAUGUGAACAAGUUCCGGUUUUGCAAAACGCCUUUGAAGAAAAAAAAAAAACUUGGCAUACAUAUUAAGCGUGAAUCUGAUUAGAAUUUUAUCAUUUUGUCUUCUGAGUCCGUUUUGAUUCUCAAGCUGUUAGGAUUUUUAUAUAUUCAUAAUUACCAACACAACAUUAAAUCACUGUAAGAGAUAAUCCUGUAUAAAGGGACUAGACUUCAUUGAUGUGAUUUACGAGCCUCCAAUCAAAUGAGAGUACAACACUUAUUAAAUAAGGGGAUUUACAGUCAGAACUGCUGAUGGGAUUUAACUGCUUAUAAACGCAGAUCAACUCACAAUGCUCCACGUUCUCUUAUUGUAUCAUACAGUCGGGCAGCUUGUUUCACCAACUGUUUACUUCAUCUAAUUCCCAAACAAGCCUCAAUUUGGAUGUGGGGGCGUGCAUAUUUAUAUGAAGUGUAUUUAUUUCUGUCAUUCUAUUUAACACGCCUCUUUUUUUUUUUUUUUUUAAAUGAAAAUGCAUAUCAUUCCCGUUCAAGAUGGCACAGGCAAACAAUGCUACAACGAGCUAGUUUGACGUUCUCGAGUUAGUAAAGGUAACUUAGCAGUGAGCAGGCAAGCAGAGAGCGCUGGUGGCAUUUAUGGGAUAUAUUGAUAUAGUAGUGCCUUGGAUGUGGGGCGCUCUGUAUAGUUUGUUUGGAAAAUCUAAGAUUGGCAUUAUUUCCCCUCCACGCUCCAAUGGGCAGACGGCAUCUCUGCGAGGAAACUUUCAUCCAGAAAAAAAACAAAGAGCCUGGGCGUCACCACAUCUGGUCGUCACGGUUUUAGUCCCUUUAAUUUAGCCAAACUGGAGCUCAAAUCCCCUUUUGGUUUUCUAGAUCCUACCUCAGAGUUGAAGCCAACGAGCUGGAUUUCAGUUUGAGUAACUGUCAGGCAGGAGCUGACGGGGGUCUCUUUAUUUAUGACUAAAAAGGUCAAAACAUUCAUUUGAAUCUGUCCAGCUGGUGUCCAUGUUGUCUCCUUUAUCUUUUAGUACCACUUUAGUCAGCAUCAGAUCCAGGAAAUCAUUUUUAGCUUCGCGACUCCUCAAGUUCAAAAAAGGGAUUUGUAUUUAUGUGCACUUAUUUUAUUUUCCCCCCUUAUAGUUUUGCCUUUUUUUUAAUAUAGUUUAAGCAUUGUAGAAAUGAGGAAAAAGUUUUUCAUUUUUGUGCAGACGUGCCACAUGUAUUAGUUUCUCGACAAACCAGUAGUUGACCUGACGGCACAAAACGGAGGCCGGAAAAGCAAAUAACCAACACGAUCAACGUGUUACUGACCUGCAGCUUAUGCUAGUGUGGUCAACGUAUGUGUGGGUUUUGGUCAAGCGAGUGUGAAUGAGAUGUGAGUGUGAUUGCUCGACCUCCCGCCUCCUCUUGCAUAAAAACCACAAAAAAAAAAAAAAAAAAAAGUAAUCCUCGCUCUCCCAUAGUGUGUGUGCCACGAGCCAGUAACCUGCAAGAGGAUGCAUCUGUGAUACACACAUAUCAAAAAUCUAUUUUGCACAAAACUGAUGUAUUUUCCUGGGAUAUUUGGAAGAAAAAAAAAGGGGGUUGGAUGGGCAUGUUGACAUGUCCUUGCUUUGGCCUUGAUCAUUUCUUAACUGUUGUGAUUUCACAUGUUUUGACAGACGCAAACUGAAGCACCUCACUGUUGCUCUUCCAAGCAUUAACGGGCAUCAUCACAAAUGCUUUUCUAAAUGUCCUUUCGCCAUAGCUCAAGCCGGCGCGUGUGUGCAUGUGCGGCGCACUUCCUCGUAAAGUCGGCGUAAUCAGUUUGAUGAGAAAACCAUGCCCUGGAAAAUUAAGUUGCAGGUUGCAUCUUCUAGUAUAAUCAGGUUUAUGUGAUGUCACUUUAAUAAGGAGUACGUUCUGGACAGAUGUGAUGGGAUUAUUCGGGCCUGGUUUGUGUGCGUCAGUGCAUCCCGCAGCUUGAUGAUCACGGCAGUUACACAUGAUGCAUUGAGGUAUUGAUGAAAACCAAGUUAGAAAAAUCCAUGUAAUUGUGUGUCAGGAGUUGUAGUCUUAGGUGGGGGAUUCGGUCUGUGUAGUGCUGCUCCCUGUGCAGUGGUGUCAAAAUAUAAAAAGAAAAAAGAAAAAAAAAACAACUUUUCGUCUAAUUUUAAUUAUAAGCUUGCACAAUUCUGACAUACGGGAAAGUUUUUUGUCUUUACUGUAAUUAAUGCAUUAUGUAUUUCUUCAAAAACAAUAAAAGAAACAAAUAACUUA